Molecule: messenger RNA, 8956 nt
Organism: Myripristis murdjan (pinecone soldierfish)
Lineage: Eukaryota; Metazoa; Chordata; Actinopteri; Holocentriformes; Holocentridae
Gene: notch1a
Product: notch receptor 1a
Exons: 34
Coding region: 146-7573 (2475 amino acids)
Biological process (GO): Notch signaling pathway; axon guidance; cell differentiation
Cellular component (GO): cell surface; plasma membrane; signaling receptor complex
Molecular function (GO): signaling receptor activity; calcium ion binding; protein binding
Source: RefSeq, a predicted model, not a curated record
UCUCGGAAAACGAGCCUCCUUGUUGGAUUUUCUUGCAUGCCGGGGGAUAAUUUUAUUUUAAGCCAGCGUCUGGAGGAUACCAAACUGUGGAUCUAUGCGAACCCUCCGUGGGAGUGUACGACAUUUGUGAAGUUGAAGAGGAGGAAUGUAUCGUUUCUUUGUGAAACUAACAUUUCUGAUUCCAGCCAUCGUCAUCUCACAAGGUCUAAGAUGCUCUCUGCCAACUGAAUCCUGUCUGAAUGGAGGGAGGUGUGAAGCCACCUCCAAUGGAAAUGGAGAAUGCAAGUGCCCCAGUGACUAUGUGGGCAGCCGGUGUCAGUACCCGAGUCCCUGCAGUCCUUCGCCCUGCCGCAACGGUGGCGAAUGCCGCGCCGUCUCCCAUGGCAACACGUUUGAUUUCCACUGCGCGUGCCGCCUUGGCUUCUCUGACCGGCUGUGCCUGACGCCCACGAACCACGCCUGCAUGAGCUCCCCCUGCCGCAACGGAGGGACAUGCGACCUCAUCAGCCUCACGGCCUACCGCUGCCGCUGCCCACCUGGAUGGUCAGGUAAAACCUGCCAGCUCGCCAACCCGUGCGCCUCCAAUCCAUGCGCCAACGGCGGCCAGUGCUCGGCCUUUGAUUCGCACUACAUCUGCACCUGCCCUCCCACCUUCCACGGCCAGACGUGCAAGCAGGACGUCAACGAGUGCGCCCAGACCCCGUCCCCCUGCCGCAACGGUGGCGUGUGCGUGAACGAGGUGGGCUCGUACCACUGCCGCUGUCCUCAGGAGUACACGGGCCAGCACUGUGAGACCCCCUACAUGCCAUGCAGCCCGUCACCCUGCCAGAACGGGGGCACCUGUGUCCAGAAGGGAGACACCACCUACGACUGCAGCUGCCUGCCAGGCUUCACCGGUCAGAACUGUGAGCAUAACAUCGAUGACUGUCUGGGCCACAAUUGUAAGAACGGAGGCGUCUGUGUGGAUGGCGUGAACACCUACAAUUGCCAGUGCCCGCCUCAUUACACAGGCCAGUACUGCACAGAGAAUGUGGAUGAGUGCGAGCUGAUGCCCAAUGCGUGUCAGAAUGGAGGGACGUGCCAUGACACCCACGGCAGCUAUCACUGCGUCUGCGUCAACGGGUGGACGGGGGAUGACUGCAGCGAGAACAUCGACGACUGCGCCAGUGCCGCUUGUUACCACGGCGCCACCUGCCACGACCGCGUGGCCUCCUUCUUCUGCGAGUGCCCACACGGGCGCACAGGUUUGCUGUGCCACCUCGACGACGCCUGCAUCAGCAACCCGUGUCAGAAGGGCUCCAACUGUGACACCAACCCGGUCAACGGCAAGGCUAUCUGCACUUGUCCCCCAGGUUACACGGGGUCAGCCUGCAACCUUGAUAUUGAUGAGUGCUCGCUGGGUGCCAACCCUUGCGAACACGGCGGUCGCUGCCUGAACACCAAAGGCUCCUUCCAGUGUAAGUGUCUCCAAGGUUAUGAGGGCCCUCGCUGCGAGAUGGAUGUCAAUGAGUGCAUGUCUAAUCCCUGCCACAAUGACGCCACCUGCCUGGAUCAGAUUGGAGGGUUCCACUGCAUCUGUAUGCCAGGAUAUGAGGGUGUGUUCUGCCACAUCAACAUAGAUGAGUGUGCCAGCAUGCCGUGCUUUAACAAUGGCAAGUGCAUCGACAAGGUUAACUCCUUCCACUGCGAGUGUCCGAAAGGUUUUUCAGGGAGUCUGUGUCAAGUGGACAUUGAUGAAUGUGCCAGCACGCCCUGCAAGAAUGGAGCCAAAUGCACCGAUGGUCCUAACAAGUACACCUGUGAAUGCGCGGAAGGUUACACAGGGCAACACUGUGAGACUGACAUCAACGAGUGUUACUCUGACCCCUGCCACUACGGCACCUGUAAGGAUGGCCUAGCCUCCUUCACAUGCUACUGCCGCCCUGGUUACACCGGCCGCCUGUGUGAGACCAACAUCAACGAGUGUCUGAGCCAGCCCUGCAAGAACGGAGGCACUUGUCAGGACAGAGAGAACACGUAUAUCUGUGCCUGUCCCAAAGGCACCGCAGGUUUCAACUGCGAGGUAAACCUUGACGACUGCAAGAGCAAGCCCUGCGACUAUGGGAAGUGCAUCGACAAAAUCAACGGCUACGAGUGUGCAUGCGAGCCAGGCUACACAGGAGCAAUGUGCAACAUCAACAUUGACGAGUGUGCCAUCAACCCCUGUCACAAUGGGGGUACCUGCAUCGACGGCAUCAACAGCUUCACCUGUCUUUGCCCAGAGGGCUACAAUGACGCCACCUGCUUGUCGCAGGUGGACGAGUGUGGCAGCAACCCGUGCAUCCACGGUCGAUGCCACGAUCUCAUCAAUGGCUACAAAUGUUUCUGCGACUCUGGCUGGAGUGGCCCAAACUGUGACAUCAAUAACAACGAGUGUGAGUCCAACCCAUGUAUGAACGGAGGAACCUGCAAGGACAUGACCAGCGGAUACCACUGUACCUGCAGAGCCGGCUUCAGUGGACCUAACUGCCAAACUAACAUUAACGAGUGUGCAUCCAACCCCUGCCUCAACCAAGGCACCUGCAUUGAUGAUGUGGCUGGAUACAAGUGCAACUGUUUACUGCCCUACACUGGUGAAAACUGUGAAACCCUGCUGGCCCCCUGCAGCCCCAGGCCCUGUAAAAACGGUGGAGUUUGUAAGGAGUCUGAAGACUAUCAGAGCUUCUCCUGCAUCUGCCCCCAAGGAUGGCAAGGUCAAACCUGUGAGAUAGAUAUCAACGAAUGCGUGAAGAACCCAUGCCGCAAUGGUGCCACCUGCCAUAACACCGUGGGCAGCUACCAGUGCAAGUGCCAGCCAGGCUACACGGGCCAGAAGUGUGAGACAGACAUUGAUGACUGCAAACCAAAUCCCUGCAGUAACGGUGGACUGUGCAGGGAUGGCAUCAACAACUUCGUGUGCACCUGCCUGCCAGGUUUUCGCGGGGGAAGGUGCGAGCAGGACAUCAACGAGUGUGAGAGUAACCCCUGUAAGAAUGGGGCCAACUGCACGGACUGUGUCAACAGCUACACCUGCUCCUGCCCACCUGGCUUCAGCGGCAUCAACUGUGAGAUCAACACCAACGACUGCACUGAGAGCUCUUGCUUCAAUGGUGGCACUUGUGUGGAUGGCAUCAACGCCUUCACCUGCCUGUGUUUACCUGGUUUCACCGGUAGCUACUGCCAACAUGACAUCAACGAGUGUGACUCCAAACCAUGUAUCAAUGGUGGCACUUGCCUCGAUAGCUACGGGACCUACAAGUGCACCUGCCCUCAUGGCUACACAGGAGUCAAUUGCCAGAAUCUUGUCCGCUGGUGUGAUUCAUCCCCAUGUAAAAAUGGCGGCUCCUGCUGGCAGCAGGGAGCCUCCUACACCUGCCAGUGUCAGACUGGAUGGACAGGCCUCUACUGUGACAUACCCAGCGUGUCUUGUGAGGUGGCCGCCAAACAGCAAGGUGUUGAAGUGGCCCAACUGUGCAGGAACUCAGGCCAGUGUCUGGACGCAGGAAACACACAUUAUUGCCGCUGCCAGGCUGGUUACACUGGGAGUUACUGCCAGGAGCAAGUGGAUGAGUGCUCGCCCAAUCCCUGCCAGAAUGGAGCCACUUGUACUGACUAUCUGGGAGGCUACAGCUGUGAGUGUCUCCCUGGCUACCACGGCGUUAACUGCUCCAAAGAGAUCAAUGAAUGUCAGUCUCAGCCCUGCCAGAAUGGAGGUACCUGCAUUGACCUCAUCAACACGUACAAAUGCUCCUGUCCCAGAGGAACACAAGGUGUCCACUGUGAGAUCAACCUGGAUGACUGCAACCCUUCCAACGACCCACUGACCAACGAGCCCAAGUGCUUCAACAACGGCAAGUGCGUGGACCGGAUUGGAGGCUACCACUGUGUGUGCCCGCCGGGCUAUGUGGGGGAGCGCUGUGAAGGGGAUGUCAAUGAGUGUCUGUCGGACCCAUGUGAUCCCAGGGGGUCAUACAACUGCAUUCAGCUCACCAACAGCUACCGCUGCGAGUGCCGCACCGGAUACACAGGUCAGCGAUGCGACAAAGUGUUUGAUGGAUGCAAAGGUAGACCCUGCAAGAAUGGAGGAACAUGUGCUGUUGCUAGUAAUACACCCCAUGGUUUCAUCUGCAAAUGCCCACCAGGCUUCACCGGCUCCUCUUGCGAGUAUGAUUCUCGCUCCUGCGGCAAUCUAAAUUGUAGAAAUGGGGGCACAUGUGUCUCAGGUCACCUCAGUUCACGCUGCCUGUGCCCUCCAGCCUUCACUGGUCCUGAGUGCCAGACCCCCACCGACAGCCCCUGCAUCUCCAACCCUUGCUACAAUGGUGGCACUUGCCAGACCACCCCAGAUGCCCCUUUCUUCCAUUGCAGCUGCCCCAGCAAUUUCAAUGGGCCACUCUGCCACAUCCUGGACUACUCCUUUCCUGGAGGGAUUGGCCGUGACAUCACCCCGCCUCCGGAAGUGGAGGUGAGCUGUGAGAUUCCUCAGUGUGACGAGUGGGCGGGAAACCACAUCUGUGACUCGCUGUGCAACAAUCACGCCUGCGGUUGGGACGGAGGAGACUGCUCACUCAAUUUUGACGACCCGUGGCAAAACUGCUCUGCAGCUUUGCAGUGUUGGCGGUACUUCAAUGAUGGGAAGUGUGACGAGCAGUGCAACAGUCCUGGGUGUCUCUAUGAUGGCUUUGACUGCCAGGGACAGGAGGGACAAUGCAAUCCUCUGUAUGACCAGUACUGUAAAGAUCACUACGCUGAUGGACAUUGUGACCAGGGCUGCAAUAAUGCAGAGUGUGAGUGGGACGGCCUGGACUGUGCCAACAACAUGCCCGAGAAGCUCGCAGACGGGCACCUUGUUCUGGUGGUCCACAUUCCUCCAGAGCAGCUUAAAAACGGCUCCUCGGCCUUCCUCAGAGAACUCAGCAGUGUUCUCCACACCAACGUGGUGUUUCGGCGCGAUGCCAAAGGCGAACCAAUGAUCUUCCCUUACUAUGGCAGUGAACAAGAACUGGCCAAGCACAAUGUGAAGCGUUCCACAGAAGGCUGGCCUGAGUGGGCUGCAAUGCCGGCGAAUGUGUUGACUCAAGUGAAGGACGGUGUCUCUGCCAUGGUCAGCCCACGGAGACGCAGAGAGCUGGAUCACAUGCAGGUUAAAGGGUCUGUGGUGUACCUGGAGAUUGACAACCGUCAGUGUUACCAGCAGUCCACUGAAUGUUUCCAGAGUGCCACGGAUGUCGCCGCAUUCCUCGGAGCGCUGGCCUCCAGUGGGAAUCUGAAUGUUCCCUAUAUUGAAGCUGUCACCAGUGUUAGACCUACUCCCACCAGUUCCGAGCUCUAUCCCAUGUAUGUGGUCUUCCUGGGCUUGGCUGCUCUGGGCUUCAUCUGCCUUGGUGUCCUGGUGUCCCGUAAGCGUCGCCGCGAGCACGGCCAGCUCUGGUUUCCAGAGGGAUUCAAAGUGUCUGAGCCCAGCAAAAAGAAACGCAGAGAGCCUGUUGGAGAGGAUUCUGUUGGACUGAAGCCUAUGAAAAACUCUGACAUCAAUCUUAUGGAUGACAAUCAAAAUGAAUGGGGUGAUGAAGAUCCAGACUCCAGACGCUUUCGGUUUGAAGAGCAGGCUAUGUUGGACUUUGGUGACCAUACUGACCACAGAAAAUGGACACAGCAGCACCUCGAUGCAGCAGACCUACGCAUCCCCUCCAUCGCCCCUACCCCUCCUCAGGGAGAGAUAGAGAACGACUGUAUGGAUGUCAAUGUCAGAGGACCUGAUGGUUUCACUCCCCUGAUGAUUGCCUCCUGUAGUGGUGGAGGACUGGAGACAGGUAACAGUGAGGAGGAGGAGGAUCCCUCAGCAGAGAUCAUCUCUGACUUUAUUUACCAGGGAGCCAACCUGCACAACCAGACUGACCGCACAGGUGAGACUGCUCUCCACCUGGCCGCCCGGUAUGCCCGCUCCGAUGCUGCCAAACGCCUCCUAGAGUCCAGCGCCGAUGCCAACGUGCAGGACAACAUGGGCCGCACCCCGCUUCAUGCUGCCGUGGCUGCUGAUGCACAGGGCGUCUUCCAGAUUUUGAUCAGGAACCGUGCGACAGAUCUGGACGCCCGCAUGCAUGAUGGGACCACACCAUUGAUUCUGGCUGCCCGAUUGGCCGUUGAAGGCAUGGUGGAGGAGCUGAUCAACUGCCAUGCUGACGCUAAUGCCAUUGAUGACUCUGGUAAAUCCGCUCUUCACUGGGCAGCAGCUGUAAACAAUGUGGAGGCUGCUGUGGUGUUGCUGAAGAAUGGUGCCAAUAAAGACAUGCAAAACAACAAGGAGGAGACGCCGCUGUUCCUUGCAGCUCGUGAAGGCAGCUUCGAGACAGCCAAGGUUCUGUUGGAGCACUUUGCCAACCGUGAGAUCACCGACCAUCUAGACCAGCUGCCCAGAGACAUAGCCCAGGAGCGCAUGCACCAUGACAUUGUCCGCCUUCUGGACGAGUACAACUUGGUUAGGAGUCCUGGGCUCCACAGUGCCCCCCUAAGCGCUGCCAGUCUCUCCCCACCGCUGUGCUCCCCCAAUGGCUACGUUGGCAGCCUCAAGCCGGCGCUUUCCGUCAAGAAGGUUCGCAAACUCAGCUCUGGCGGGAAAGGAGGGAAGGACGGUGGCAAAGAAAUCAGAGUGAAGAAGAAAAAGUCACUGGAUGGGAAGGGCAAUCUGCUGGACACCUCAGCUGUCCUUUCCCCAGUUGACUCUCUGGAGUCGCCCCAUGGCUACCUGUCUGAUGUGGCUUCAUCUCCCAUGACGUCACCCUUCCAGCAGUCACCACCCAUGUCUCUCAAUCACCUGCAAGGCAGCGGAGAUUCACUUAUGGGUCAAAUUAGCAUGGGUAAGGAUUUGGGCUGCAUGUCUUUUGACCCUAACCCACCCCGUCUCUCGCACCUACCUGUGUCCAGCCCCAGUGGUCAAGGUGCAGCCUCCAUAGGUGGAGCCAGAGGAGGCCAAUGUGACUGGGUCUCUAGAGUGCUCCCAGGUGUAGGACAACAGGGUAGCUUCAGUCAGGGCCCUCCCAUAUCCCACAACCUGAUGGGUCCUCUCCACGGAGUCAGUACUGCCACCUUGUCACAGAUCAUGGGAUACCAGGGUCUGCAGACCAGCCACCUUGGCCCGUCCCCACACAUGAUGCAGCAGGCUCACGCCCGGCAGCUCCAACACCAGACCUCCAACUCCACUACAGCCGGGCAGGGUUUCCCCAGUGUUGAGCUCAGUGGCUCCGACAUGCAGCAAAACAACGGCUCAGGCCGCUCCAUGCCUAUCCACACUAUCAUGCCCCAGGAGACCCAAAUCCUCGGCACACAGUUCCUCACUCCUCCUUCCCAGCACAGCUAUUCUGGCCCGAUGGACAACACACCAAAUCACCAGCUACAGGUGCCUGACCACCCUUUUCUAACUCCCUCCCCUGGCUCCCCUGACCAAUGGUCCAGUUCAUCUCCACAUUCCAACAUGUCUGAUUGGUCAGAGGGCAUCUCCAGCCCUCCCACAAGUAUCCAUUCUCAGAUGAAUCUCAUCCCAGACCAGUUCAAAUAGAGACUUGUAAUCGAAAUGGAAAGAACUAUUAAAUGGAAAAAGAAAUAUAAAAACUUAACAAAGCAAGAGAGUGGCAAACCUGACUGAAGACUGAAUAUUCUCCCUUUUUUAUUAUUGAUUUUUAUACUAACGAUAAAAACAGUUUUAGUAAUUUUGUAUUUAUUUAUGUGCUUUUGACACGGAAUAUAAAGAAGAUGCUUUUAUAUUUAUGCUUUUUUAAUUUUAAUUUUUUUUUUGUUUUGUUGUGUAUGGAGAGAUUAGAAACUGUUUCAAAGGAGUAUAUAUUGGAAAGAGGCUCCUAGAUUUGUACACUGGCUAUUUAUUUGUGUCUUGUGUUGCUAUAUUCACUGGAUUUAUUUUUAUUUUCAUUUUUUCGGGAGUUCACAAAUUUUAAUUUGGGGGUGCAUUGUCUCCUUUAUGUUUGUACAGAGAUUUUUUUGGUUCAGUGUUUAUAGAUUAUCGUUAAAGUUUCAGUAUUAAUUGGUUAGAUUUUAACAUUGAAGCAGGUUUGUUACUGAACUACAUUUCACAAAGUCUUAUCACUGAGUCUGUAUUAAAAGACGGAUGGUCAAAUAUUUUUUUAUGGCAUUCCCAAAGUGUCACAGCGUAGCUUUCUACCCCUUGCUCUCUCAGCUGACCUGAAAAGAGAGGAAUAGCACAGAGGGUAACAGGGCUUGAGUUAUUUAUGUUGGAGAUUUGGGACCAGAUAACACAAUCAGAUUUUUUUCCCUUUUUUUUUUUUUUUUUUUUUUUUUUAAACAUAAUAGAUAUUCACUGCCCCUUAUCAGUUGGACAUCACAUUGGAAAUGGAGCUGAAGAAUUUACCUAAAUCAGCCUGAGCCUGUUUUGGUGUAUCAUGGACUGGUGUAGAGUAAUUGAUUUGAUGAUUUAUGACCCAAGGAUGAGCAAAGUGUUUCUUCUUUAUGUGUUUUAUCCCAAUUCAGUCAUUAUGGUUCAAUUCAGUCAUUAUGGUUACCUUGUUCAGCCUACUAGUAUUACACUGAGGCCCUUUUGUAGAAAUUUCACAUGUUACCUUUGCCACAGUUUACAAUGUUGCCAGCAUAAUUUUUGUUUUUCUUAAGAAAAACAAUGUAUUCAUGAGAUUUCCUGUUAAAGUGUCUUGGACGGCACUUUGUGCUUGUGAAAGAAAUGGAAAACUUCUUCUGUGUGUUAAAUGACAUCACCUGCACUUUGUGUGGAGUGUAGUAUAAGGUGUCUGUAUGUCACGUUUUAUAAACUAAUCCAGAGAUAAAGAUGUUUUAAGAAAAGAUGUAAUUCAAAAUUGUUGUUCAUGCAAAGUUGUAGUUUGCAAAAAGUAUUUCCUGAUUCAAAGUUCUUUGUAAAAAUCAUUUUGAUUCAAUAAAUUCUACUGUUAAACUUUUA